Molecule: messenger RNA, 197 nt
Organism: Dentiscutata erythropus
Lineage: Eukaryota; Fungi; Glomeromycota; Glomeromycetes; Diversisporales; Gigasporaceae
Source: the annotation of a GenBank genome assembly
GUCGUUUUGGUCUUGGAAUGACAGAAAACAAACCACAAUCUCUUUGUAUUCUUCCUGCUAAUGUCAAUUUAAAAAACUGUAAAAUUACUUCUUCACCCCAACAACAACCUGCUCUAGCCAUGGAAAUUUCUCUAACUAUUUCAAAAAACAGAUUUAAUAGAAUUUCUGAAGAACUUCCUGAAUCACCUGCUUCUUAA